CCAAUGGAAGUCAAUGACUUGAUCUUUCCAUAAUUCCGACACUGUUGAUCAUUAACGUUGGAAAAUUCUUCCAUUGGACUCUCCGACAAUGGCUGAAAACCACCACCACCACCACCACCAUCACCGGCCCCAUCGUCUCUCACUUCCACCACGCACCACCAUUUCCACCACCACCGCCACUCCUACUACCACAAGAACCCCCUACCCUCUUUUCAACAACUACCCACCUUCAACUCCAACUCCAACUCCAUCUAAACACCGAAUUCCCUCCUAUUUCCCCACUCCCAAAUCUUCAACAAAAACCUCAUCUUUACCAUUUCUCUUCCUCCUCCUCUUCUCUCUCCGCUCUCUUUACUCUCUUCUCCCUUUCCUCCGUUCUUCCCCUUCCUCUUUCUCUCUCUUCCCUUUCUCUUUCCUCGUUUCCCUCCUCUCUUUUCUCCUCACUUUCUCUUUCUCCAUCUUCACUUCGAAACACCUUUUUCAUCACAAAAAUCGCCACCGGCUCGUUUUUUUCUCCUUCACCAAAUCUCAAUAUAAGCUUCUACUGCAAAAAUCCCUUCUUCUUGCUAUAGUUUUUCUGCUGAGAUUUCAAGCUCUGAGAUACUGUGGCACUGCUGCAAUGAUUCUUGCUGAAGUUUCCGGAAAUAUAGCUGCCCGCUUCAUUUCUGAUGGAAAGAGACUCGAUCUUUUUGACAAGAAUCAGAUUAGAUCGUCUAAGGUUUGUGGGUUUAUUGCUAUGUUUAUUGGGUUGUUUCUGCUAUCUGUUAGUUGGGAUAGAAUCGAAUGUUUCCCUUUAUCUUCUGUGAAUGUAACUGAAAUGGGGUUUUCGAUUCUGCCGAGGUAUAGUUGUAUAAGGAUUUGGCCUAUGUUGCUUCCUUUUGUUUGCGGGUUUUUGGGGUGUUAUGAGAGGAGUUUUAUGAAUUUGGGUAGUUUAAGGGAAAUGGGUAGGAAGCAGGUUAGAUUGGUAUCUUUGUUUUUUACUACUGUAAUGCUGUUUGUACCUGCUGUUAUAAGUAUGUUUGUGUUUGAAGCAGACGGAGAUAGUAUCUCUAUUUCGAGUCUCGGUUGGGUUUUGGUGAACACAGUAGUGUUUGGUGUGCUUUUGAGUGAGAAUUUUACUGAUGAGAGGACAAUUUCGUCGAAGGAUUUUCAAAAGGAGUAUCUUGUGACCUAUGUAUGUACUGUUGUAUUGGAAUUGUUUUAUUAUCCUGAGCUUUCGCUUUGGGGAUUGUUGAUAUGUGGAUUGUUGCUCUGGAUUUCAGUAAGGAAUUUGGAUCCUGUUGAUAGUAAUUAUAUUGAGUUGGGGUUGGAACGAUCGGAUUGGUUUACGACUUCGGUUAUGAAACCUCUCCGGCAUAUCUUGGGUGAGAGGAAGUCUCGCAAGAUAGCGCUUUUCCUUUUGAUCAAUACAGCUUACAUGGUUGUGGAAUUUGUUGCUGGUUUUAUGAGUAAUAGCCUUGGGUUAAUAUCAGAUGCUUGUCACAUGCUGUUUGAUUGUGCAGCUCUAGCUAUUGGGUUAUAUGCUUCGUACAUAUCCCGGUUGCCAGCAAAUGGUCAGUUUAACUACGGUCGUGGAAGAUUUGAGAUUCUUUCUGGGUAUGCAAAUGCGGUUUUUCUUGUCCUCGUGGGAGCGUUAAUUGUGCUUGAAUCAUUUGAGAGGAUAUUAGACCCUCAGGAGGUUUCUACUAACAGCCUAUUGUCAGUGUCUAUUGGUGGACUUCUUGUUAAUAUUGUGGGUUUGAUCUUCUUUCAUGAGGAACAUCAUCAUGCCCAUGGUGGAUCAUGUUCACACUCCCAUUCACAUGCUCAUUCUCAUUCCACAGGCGAUAGUCUCCAAGAUCACCAUCUUCACCAUUUACAUGACCAUGAUCACUCCCAUGACCACCAUUCUCAUGAUCACUCCCAUGAACAUAAGACUCCUCAUUCUCAUGAUCAUUCCCAUGACCAUAACACUCCUCAUUCUCAUGAUCACUCCCAUGACCAUAACCAUGACCACCAUUCUCAUGAUCAUUCCCAUGACCAUAAGACUCCUCAUUCUCAUGAUCAUUCCUGUGACCAUAACCAUGGGCACCGUCAUCAUGAUGAUGCUCACCAACAUUGUCAUGUUGGCAGCUCAAGUAGUUCUUCGAUAAAGGUGCACCACGGCUCUGUUGCAAGUUUGCAAGGACCAGAUAUUUCUCAUGGUCAAGACAAGGGUGUCACUGAGAAACAUAAGCGGCAACACCGGCACAUUGAUCAUAACAUGGAAGGCAUAUUUUUGCAUGUUCUGGCUGACACCAUGGGUAGUGUUGGGGUGGUAAUUUCGACGCUGUUAAUCAAGUACAAGGGAUGGCUCGUCGCUGAUCCCGCCUGCUCAAUUUUUAUCUCUGUUCUAAUUAUAUCUUCAGUAAUCCCAUUGCUCAGGAAUUCAGCAGAAAUUUUACUGCAAAGAAUUCCAAGGGCUCAUGAACAGGAUUUGAAGGAAGCUGUAAACGAUGUCAUGAAGAUAAAAGGUUUAUCUGGGAUUCAGAAGCUGCAUGUUUGGAGCUUCACGAACUCAGAUGUGAUUGGGACUCUUCAUCUUCUCGUCUCAAGCGAGAGUGAGAAGUUAUCUGCAAAGGCACAAGUAUCUGAAAUAUUGCAUGAUGCUGGGAUCAAGGAUUUGACAAUGCAAGUAGAAUGCAUCCAAAGUAGUUAGUCUAAUUGGUGGCACUACUUA
Nicotiana attenuata is the source of this 2698-nucleotide messenger RNA. Its product is annotated as probable zinc transporter protein DDB_G0291141. The transcript has a single exon. Gene Ontology annotation, biological process: intracellular zinc ion homeostasis; zinc ion transport; transmembrane transport. Gene Ontology annotation, cellular component: membrane; Golgi apparatus. The record is from RefSeq and is a predicted model, not a curated record. NCBI's taxonomy places the organism in Eukaryota, Viridiplantae, Streptophyta, Magnoliopsida, Solanales, Solanaceae. The coding region runs from base 89 to 2677 and encodes 862 amino acids. Gene Ontology annotation, molecular function: zinc ion transmembrane transporter activity.